AUGUUCGAUGACAUGCGGAGAAAAUUACAGUCCAGGAACAAAAUAAACAAGCCGCAGCGCACAAAGAAGUCACCGCAGGAUAUAACUGCAGGGAAUAAUUGUAGAAGAGGUUUGAAGAAGUUGACACGUUGUAAAAUGGGGAGAAAGGCAUGGUCAAUACUUAUAGUAGUCUCCACUGUCCUGUAUUCAUUCUUCAUGUCCCUUAUAGGACCGAGCAUGUCUUAUGUGAGCUCCGGACCAAUGCAAUACCUUUUGAUGGGGCUCACGGGCACGUAUUGGACUCCCAUACUGAUUCCACUUAUAUAUUUGUGCGUGCUACUGGGAUUCUGCUGCUCGAAGACAGGGAAAUGUUUAUUGGAUAAAAUUUGGAAGAAGAAGAAGGAAGUUGCCACAGAAACGGAAAAAAACGAAGCAGGAGUCAAUAAAGAAUCGAAGAAGACGUAA
Molecule: messenger RNA, 444 nt
Organism: Plasmodium fragile
Lineage: Eukaryota; Apicomplexa; Aconoidasida; Haemosporida; Plasmodiidae
Exons: 1
Coding region: 1-444 (147 amino acids)
Source: RefSeq, a predicted model, not a curated record